AUGGGCGACAAAGAUCGUUACGAACACCUGCCCAUCCCUACCUAUGAAGAGGCCACUUCCUCCCAUCCUGUUUCAUCACAAUCGAGACUUGGACCGGAAGAGAUCAGUGACGACGCUGAAAGGCAAGGUCUCCUCCGCCAUGGCCUCAGCGGAAACUACCAACCGCCCACCGUCGAAUCCGCACGCCCGAGCCUCGACUCGCUGGAUGACAUUGAACCCGAUGGCGAAGACGACGUGCGAAGGGAGAUGCAACAGAUGGAUGUCGAGGAUCCUCAAAGUGACUCCGGCUCCAAUCGAUCCCUCUUGCGAUACCGUCUAUCCAAGCGCUUCUCCAGUUUUACCAAUUCCUUCUCCUCCCUCACCCUCCCUUCCUUCCGUCAAUACUUCUCCAACAUAUCAUGGCCGCGGAUCAACUACCAGCAACUCGAUUCGAAUCGCGUCGUCAUAAUAGGGCGACUUUUCGGUGUAUUUUUGAUUAUGGGAGUCCUCUAUGUCCUAAUAGCAUCAGACGUCUUGUCAUUUACAAAGAACAGAAUGGGCGUGGGUCAGAUGUACGACCCAGAAUCCAUUCGGAUAUUCGUACAAAAUCACAUGAAUGAUCAUGGACAUAUGCAGAAAUAUUUGGAGCACAUAUCUGACUUCCCCCAUAUCGCCGGGACCGAAGGCAGCUAUGUUCUUGGAGAAUGGGUCAUGGAAUUGUUCAAGGCGUCGGAGCUCGAAGACGUGAACAUGGAGAGAUUCGAUGUCUACUUGAAUUAUCCCAAGAAAGAUGGCCGGAGAGUGGCGAUCGUGGAACCAGCGGAUCUACAAUGGGAAGCGAGGGUGGAGGAAGAUCAAGAACAAGCCUUCGUCUUUCACGGCCAUUCGAAAGCGGGAGAUGUGACUGGACCCCUGGUGUACGCCAAUUUCGGCUCAAGGGAAGACUUCCAGACUCUGGAGGACAAUGGCGUUUCGGUAAAGGAUGCCGUUGUUCUCGUCCGAUAUUACGGUACCGAAGGAGAUCGGGCUUUGAAGGUAAAAGCCGCGGAACUCGCGGGGGCUGUUGGUUGCAUCAUUUACUCGGAUCCGUCUCAAGAUGGCUUCGUCCAAGGACCAACCUUUCCCAAUGGACGAUUCAUGCCAGAAGAUGGCGUUCAAAGAGGUGCCGUCAGUCUCAUGUCCUGGGUCGUGGGAGAUGUCCUUACCCCAGGAUGGGCUUCCACUCCGGCAAACAAGGAGCGUCUUCGGCCCGAGGACAGUCCUGGUCUGAACAAGAUACCGUCCAUACCCCUUUCAUGGAAUGAUGCAAAACACCUGCUGGAGGCAAUCCGGGGGCAUGGCAAACAGAUGACGGACACUUGGCACGGGGCUCCCGAGACCGAAUACUGGACUGGAAACCAGGACUCACCCAAGGUCAACCUCAAGAACUUCCAAGAUGAGGAGACGAAACAGUCUAUUUACAACGUCAUUGGCAAAAUCACCGGCUGGGAGCAGCCCCAGAAGAAAGUCAUUGUUGGAAAUCAUCGUGACGCGUGGUGUACUGGUGCGGCUGAUCCCGGCAGCGGAACUGCCGUGAUGCUUGAAGUCAUUCGAAUCUUCGGUGAGCUGCGCAGGCUUGGUUGGCGUCCACUUCGCACCAUUGAGUUUGCAAGCUGGGACGGAGAAGAGUACAACCUUAUAGGCAGUACUGAGCAUGUCGAGAGUCGCGAAGAAGAACUUCGCGAAAACGGUGUGGCAUAUCUCAAUGUCGAUGUUGGCGUCACCGGCAUUGACUUCCACGCAUCGGCCUCCCCCCUGUACGAACGAGUGCUCUUCCACGUCUUGGACCGUGUCGGUGAUCCCUUCUCCGACCGCUCCAUUCGUGAUGUCUGGGACAAGAACAAUAACCACAUUGGAGGUCUGGGCGCAGGGAGCGAUUUUGUCGCGUUCCAAGAUAUUGUGGGCACAUCGUCUAUCGACAUGUUUUUCAAGGGCCAAAGAUUCCCAUAUCAUAGCUGUUACGACAACUUCGAAUGGAUGUCUAAAUUCGGAGAUCCGGAAUGGAAAUAUCAUAAGGCUAUGGGUGAAAUUUGGGCACUCCUUAUCCUUGAGUUGGCCGACAGACCCAUGCUCCCGUUCGACAUGAAUGCAUAUGCGAAGGCUGUUGUCAAGUACAUCAACGACCUGGAGGCGUAUGCCAAAGCUGCCCCCACGGCGAACGACCAGAACACCAUAGACCUUACACUUUUGCGCAAGUCUUCCGAUUUAUUCACACGAGAAGCCCAAUCUUUCCACCAUUUCGACCAGGCCUGGCGCGAUUUCGUGUUUGGCUCUGGAGGUUUUGAAAGCACGGCCAUGGCAACCGCCCGCGUCGAUCACAAUGAUCGUAUGGCCCAUUUUGAGACCAAUCUUCUCGAUCUCAGCGAAGGGGGAGGGCUAACGAAUCGUACGCAGUUCAAGCACGUCAUUUUCGCCCCUCAGGCUUGGUCGGGGUAUGAGGACGCGGAUUUCCCGGGGAUCCGCGACGCAAUUGAUGCAGGGCAGUGGAGCGAGGCGCAACAUCAAGUCGAGAAGGUCGCCGGAAUUUUGGAGACCGCGGCAAAGAAGUUGACUGAAUAA
Rhinocladiella mackenziei CBS 650.93 is the source of this 2577-nucleotide messenger RNA. RefSeq lists its product as uncharacterized. The coding region runs from base 1 to 2577 and encodes 858 amino acids. The record is from RefSeq and is a predicted model, not a curated record. Lineage: Eukaryota; Fungi; Ascomycota; Eurotiomycetes; Chaetothyriales; Herpotrichiellaceae. Gene Ontology annotation, molecular function: carboxypeptidase activity. The transcript has a single exon.